Pichia kudriavzevii is the source of this 819-nucleotide messenger RNA. RefSeq lists its product as uncharacterized. The record is from RefSeq and is a predicted model, not a curated record. Lineage: Eukaryota; Fungi; Ascomycota; Pichiomycetes; Pichiales; Pichiaceae. The transcript has a single exon. Gene Ontology annotation, biological process: spliceosomal complex disassembly. Bases 1 to 819 code for a protein of 272 amino acids. Gene Ontology annotation, cellular component: spliceosomal complex.
AUGGACCGUUCUUUAGAAAACACAAUCCGAUUACUCUUGGAUUCUGGAAAAGAUGCAUACGACAUUUUGGAAAUCGAUAGGAAUGCUUCGAAUGAGGUGAUUAGGUCUGCAUAUAGAAAGAAGGCUUUAAAGUUUCAUCCGGAUAAGAAUAAUGGAAUUGAUGUUAAUGAUCGAUUUAAAUUUGUCAGUCUUGCAAAUAUAGUACUAUCGAAUGAUAUCAUUCGAAAAGAAUAUGACAUAGAAGUGGAAAAGAGAAAAAUCUCAACAGAGAAUACGAACCCUUCAGUUCACAAGUUUAAAUCUGAUUUGAGGAAUAGAGAAUCACGGUAUAAGGCUGAGCAGCAGGAGCAGUAUGUUUUACGCCAGCAGGCGGUGAAUUUGUCAGACCGGUUUGAUGAUUAUUUGAAACAUACUAGUACGUAUCCUUCGAUUAAUCACGAGAAAAAUCGAGAUAGAGCCUGUAAGAUAGUAUCUGUCAAGUGGAAAAAUAAAGUGGUUUUUGAUGAGAACUUAUUAAGUAAACUUAUGGGAGUUUUUGGUCCCGUAGAAAAUGUAACAACAAAUCCUGGGAAUAAGGUGGAAGAUAAUUAUCACUAUGCAAAAGUUGAAUUCAAGUCAUCAGUUGGAGCGUCUCUUGCAGCAACGCAUGACUAUUCGGUAACCACAGACCAUUGGAACCACCUCAAUCUACGCAAGGUAUCUAGUCUCUUGAGAAGUGCCACAUUGCUAGAAGCGUAUGAUAACCAAUUAGAAAAUGAAAAUCCGUCAGAAUUAUCAUACCUUGAUUACAUCUCAUACAGUAUUUUAGCAAGAGCUUAA